Owenia fusiformis is the source of this 470-nucleotide messenger RNA. The record is from the annotation of a GenBank genome assembly. Lineage: Eukaryota; Metazoa; Annelida; Polychaeta; Sabellida; Oweniidae.
GAAAGAAUAGAAAAUAUUCUCAGUAAUGGGUUCACAGAGGAAGAUUUUUCACAUGGAGAAUAUGGUAUAGGUCUUUACUUCUCACAAUAUCCUUCAAAAGCUGCACAGUUUUCAACACUUGGCAAAAUAUUGUAUGCAGAAGUGGCAAUAGGAAAUACUCAAACAGUCGUCAAAAAAGACAGAACUAGACACAGGCCAGAUACAGGCUAUGAUUCAAUAUUAACCCCAGGUCGACUGUUCAGUAACUCAAGAGGUGAUGACAAGACUAACCAUCUCUGCCAGGAAUAUGUUAUAUUCAAUGCUCAACAGGUUCUCCCAUUGUACCUAAUAGAAUACACAUGCUCUGAAGACUCAACCUGAUGUACCUAAUAGAAUACACAUGCUCUGAAGACGACUCAACCUGAGACUGGAUUACCACAUAAGCCUGCCUUUAUUAUAAACACCGGGUCAAUCAAUAAGUAGCAAAGAUA